Molecule: messenger RNA, 1486 nt
Organism: Tarenaya hassleriana
Lineage: Eukaryota; Viridiplantae; Streptophyta; Magnoliopsida; Brassicales; Cleomaceae
Product: 12S seed storage protein CRB-like
Exons: 4
Coding region: 48-1445 (465 amino acids)
Molecular function (GO): nutrient reservoir activity
Source: RefSeq, a predicted model, not a curated record
UCAAAACGCAGAACCACAAACAAAAACACACAAAAGAAGUUUGAGAGAUGGGUAAAAGCUCUUCAAUUCUGGGCGUCUGCCUAACACUUCUACUCCUCGUCCAUGGCUACAAAGCCAGCGAGGAGGAGACGAACCAGCAGAAACAGUGGCAGGGACAGUGGGGGAACGAGUGUCAACUCGACCAGCUCAACGUCCUCGAGCCAUCACACGUGUUGAAGUGCGAGGCUGGUCGGAUCGAGAUAUGGGACCACCACGCUCCACAGCUCCGCUGCUCGGGCGUGUCCUUCGACCGUAUCGUCAUCGAGCCACAGGGCCUCUACCUGCCCACAUACUUCAGCUCCCCCAGGCUCUCCUUCGUCGUCCACGGAAGGGGACUGAUGGGGAGAGUGAUCCCUGGAUGUGCCGAGACGUUCAUGGACUCGCCAGUGUUCCAAGGCCAAGGCCAAAGCCAAGGCGAGAAAUUCCGUGACAUGCACCAGAAAGUGGAGCAUCUGAGGUGCGGCGACACGAUCGGUAACCCGUCCGGUAUAUCACAGUGGUUCUACAACAACGGCAACGAGCCACUCAUCAUCGUCUCCGUCUCCGACAUUGGCAACUACCAGAACCAGCUCGACCGUAACCCUAGGCCGUUCCAUCUAGCUGGAAACAACCCGCAAGGCCAAGUGUGGAUGCGUGGUAGCCAACAGCAACCGCAGAACAACAUGUUCAGCGGUUUCGACCCGAAGAUCUUGGCUCAGGCCUUCAAGAUCGAACUCAGGAUAGCGCAGCAGCUGCAGAACCAGCAAGACAACCGUGGGAACAUCGUCCGAGUAAAGGGUCAGUUCAGCGUCAUCAGGCCGCCGAUUGGACGAGGAGAAGAAGGACAACAGCUCGACAACGGCCUCGAGGAGACUUUCUGUACGAUGAGGUGCACCGACAACCUUGACGACCCGUCCCGUGCUGACGUGUACAAGCCGCAACUCGGUUACAUUAGCACCCUCAACAGCUACAAGCUCCCCAUGCUCCGUUUCCUCCGUCUCAGCGCUUUACGUGGAUCCCUCCGUAACAAAGCGAUGGUGCUACCGCACUGGAACGUGAAUGCGAACGAGGUACUGUACGUGACGAGAGGAGAAGCGCACGUGCAGGUGGUGAACGAUGACGGGAAACGAGUGUUCGACCAGCAGGUCUCGAAGGGACAGCUUCUGGCGAUCCCUCAGGGAUUCGCGGUCGUGAAGACGGCACAGAGCGAGAGGUUCGAGUGGAUAUCGUUCAAGACGGACGACAACGCGAACAUCAACACGCUGGCCGGACGGACCUCGCUGGUGAGGGGGCUGCCGCUAGAGGUGCUGACAAAUGGGUUCCAGAUCUCGUUGGAGGAGGCGAGGAGGGUUAAGUUCAAUACCCUCGAGACCACCCUCACUCACAGCAGCGGCCAGUUCGGGUCCGGUAGGAGGUCCGACGCUUGAUUUUGAGCCUCUUCGCCGUGGUGGUGGACCGAGACAUGAGU